Molecule: messenger RNA, 1578 nt
Organism: Musca domestica (house fly)
Lineage: Eukaryota; Metazoa; Arthropoda; Insecta; Diptera; Muscidae
Product: enhancer of split mdelta protein-like
Exons: 1
Coding region: 581-1129 (182 amino acids)
Biological process (GO): regulation of transcription by RNA polymerase II; anterior/posterior pattern specification; regulation of neurogenesis
Cellular component (GO): nucleus
Molecular function (GO): protein dimerization activity; RNA polymerase II cis-regulatory region sequence-specific DNA binding; DNA-binding transcription factor activity, RNA polymerase II-specific
Source: RefSeq, a predicted model, not a curated record
GUGUACAGUUUGUCACAUUGCAGUUUAUGUGCCAUUCAGUCAUUCAUUCAUUAUUUUCGGAUUAAUCAAAGAGCCGGACGGUGUGAGACACAGAACUGUCCCCCCAGGGCAGACAAUGAUCACAACCUCUCGCAUGCACAUGUAAUUUGCUCUCCCAAAUACAGGUUACCGGCCGCAGCAGCAAGUGUUGUGCAGAGAGCUCUUGUUUUGACCAAAACAGAUUUAAGGGUGGUUCGAGUACCCAACCUGACGCAUGGGCAAACAACCACUUGGUGUACGAAUCUUGGUGCACUCGGCGGCCCAGAAAUCACUUGCACGUUCACACACAUACUCACACAGGUUACUCUCUGCCACAGAGUGGAUCGUGGUGGUGGUUGAUUGGUUUGAUGGUUGGCUGGCUGGCUGCUGAUUGUGGUACAUAAAGGAUCGUUUAGCUUACGGGCAACAUCAUUUACAAUUCAGCUACCGUACAGCAAACACUUGCCAAUAUUUUUUGUCGCGUUUUAUUUUUUUUGGAUUUUCGUUUCGUUUCAUCCAUCCAUUGUUCGUCGUUAUUCGUGAUCGCUCAAAAAAAAAAAGCAUGGCUGUUGAUGGACAGAAAUUUAUGACCAAGACCCAACAUUAUCGCAAAGUGACAAAACCGUUGCUGGAAAGAAAACGUCGCGCCCGCAUGAAUCUCUAUUUGGAGGAGUUGAAGGAAUUGAUUGUGGAUACCAUGGAGGAGCAGGGAGAACAUGUAAAUAAAUUGGAAAAGGCCGAUAUCCUGGAGAUGACAGUAUCCUAUUUGCGCAAUCAACAAAAGGAGGCCAGACAACCUUUGUUGUACUCCAGUAACAACAACCACAACAAUGGUGGAUCGAAGAAGACCCUCAAUGUGGAAAAGUUUCGUGAGGGAUAUACCCAGGCGGCCUAUGAGGUGUCUAAGAUUUUCUCCACGGUGCCGGGCAUUGAUCGGGGUUUUGGCACCCGACUAAUGAAACAUUUGGGUUAUCAACUCAAGGAUUUGAAACAGCAACUAUUUGCCAGCAACAUGAAUCAGUCGCUCUUGGCCGAUAUGGAACAGCAACAGCAGCAGUUGCAACAACAUCAGGCAGCUCUCAAGGAAGAGGAUGUUUGGCGUCCUUGGUGAAAAGAGAACAACAAAAAAAGUCUCCCAAAAUCCUGUAGAAAGAGCGAAAAAGUAAAUAAUGGCGCCCAAACUGGCUCAGGAACAGAACAACGAAUUUAUCAUCAUCACCACCGCCGACAUUGUCUCAUAUCUCAUAAUUAAGAAGCUUUAUUAGCAUUUUAAGCCAAGUUAACACUUAUUUGCCUUAAACACAAACAAUCCUUGUGUUCUUUUAGUUUUUAGAAUUGAAAUGUUUUUUUUUAUUUUUUUUUCUAUUUUUUUUGUGAUAAUCUGUGAUAGCUUUUAAGACAAAAAUUCUGAUGGUACAACAGCAACAACUUAACGAUCUCCAAAUGAUGGACAAGUUGAUAUAAACAAUGUUUAAGCUUUAAUUUAGUUUGUAGGCAUAACGUGAAACAUGAUCUUCCAAAAUAAUUUUUAAAUGAAAAUAAAUAAAAUUAAAAAAAUAU